Molecule: messenger RNA, 10188 nt
Organism: Anopheles stephensi (Asian malaria mosquito)
Lineage: Eukaryota; Metazoa; Arthropoda; Insecta; Diptera; Culicidae
Exons: 14
Coding region: 670-7857 (2395 amino acids)
Source: RefSeq, a predicted model, not a curated record
UCGGUGGAAACGGGCGGACCAAACAACGGCAAGAAAAAAAUGCAUCUCGGCGAAUGUCUUCCCUCCAGUGUGUGCAAGUCGACGCACUCGCGCCAGACGCUUUUUACUCACUGACACCCUUGUCUGCGCUGCGGUGCGGGCGCAACUCACAGUUCUCCUGAACAGCUCGCCCCAAAUAGACGUGAGGACGGUGGCUCCCGAUCGGAACGGUUUUUUUUUCGUUGUUAGCCAAAAGGCUAUUAUUGUGAAGGUGUCGCUUAAGGGUGGUCCGACAGAGAGUGUGUUGUGAAUUUGUCUGCUAAAAUUUAGACAGCAAAAAAGUGUGACGCAAAUUUUUGUGCUUUCGGUUGCGUACAACACCACAUAGCGAACGUUGGUGACCUCCCCGACCAAGGGGUCAUUUAGUUGUCAACAGUGUCCUGAUGUCAUUUGCCACUAAUCGAUCGCAUUUCGUCGCUUCGCUCGGUAUCAAUCGACAAAGCUGCUGCUGACGUGCAACCGCGUGCAAAGACCAUCACGAAACGCAAGUUCUUCUCUUUGGACCGAUUCUUCCCACCCACCCCCACACCCCACCUGAAGUGGGUGUGAGGUGUAGCCGGUCGAAGGUAGUGAUCGGUGCGCCGUUUGCUGUGUUUCCUGUGCGUGAAAUUCAAACCGUAAGCAGUAAUAAUGGCAACGAUUACGACAAUUACGAAAAGUGGUGCCGGUCCGGCGCCCGUCGUUCCCACGACGGCCCAGUUCAAGAGCCAUGUCUACUCGAAGUACCGCGAGCUGCUCGGUUCGUACAAUGACAAGGCGAACGAAAUACUGCAGACGUAUCCCGCGUACCGUGUCAGGGAGGAUGCGGGAUUUGCCCUCGGUGGGGAAACCUACGGUGGACCCCCGCAGUCGACGAUCGGCAACUCGGCUCGUCGGUUACAGGCACAGCUGCCGGCAGAACCGCCGGCCUGCGUACAGAAUGCCAUGAUGCGGCGGGAUAAACAACCAUUCACCUACACACCGGGCGGAAUCGACCUGUCCCAGAUCAAGUCACCCCGCAUGGCGAAACGAAUAUCCAGAAACGCCAACUCGGAAGGUGUCACCGGUCAGCCCAAAGUGUCUCCAUUGGCGCAGAACAAUGGUUCCAAUCACAACGGCAACGGCACCAGCAAUGGUGGAAGUCAGAGUUCCGUAUCACCGGCAGCAACACUCGGUGCAGCAGCUAUGGGUAUGCCCUUUCAGGUGUUUCCUACAGGACCUCCGGCACCGCCACCACCUCCACCACCAACCGGGCGCGUAGUUCCGUCGAACGGUGGCAACAGAUCGAUUCCUCCGCCGCCUCCUCCGCCCGGUCCGGGGCCUUCGCAACCGACGGCCGGCAGCUCCGAAGCUCGGAAAUCCCCCCGACCUCAGAGCUUCGAGCCACCGCCGAUGGGUAUGCGGCCUGAAAUCAAGAUUCCCCCGAAUCCGAUGGCAGGCCUGCGCAAGGCACCCAGACCGCAACCCAAAAACGAUUUUUGGAUUGAGGAGUACCGGCGGGAGAAGCAACAGGACGCACCACAAAUUCCACGACCAGUGCCACCCAGCUACAGCUACACGAACAGAGAUCUAGACGACGAAGUUGCUAAGAACACAUUCAAUCGCACAGACGAGCUCACUGUCCGCGGUGACCCAUUGGCACAGCAGAAACGAUCACCAAGCCCAUCCAAUCUAACUAUACCGCUCGAGAACGGUUCGCGCGGAUCAUCGUCGAUCAAAACGCCGCCCGUGUACGGGCAGAGUCCGGUGCCGGCAAACCUUCCACCACCGAUCACACCGACCAAGGUGUCACCCCCCAGCACGCAACCUUCGCCAUCCACCAAAGACACCCCGCCACCACCGGUGCGCCCCAAACCAUCCCUUUCGCCUGUGUCCACGAAUCAGUCCACUAACAGCACCACACUACAGUCCGGCGGCAGCGCUGCCAAGGAUCAAACCGGCGCAGGCGCCAAGAACACGACCUCGGUUGGGUUUGGUCCAGCUGCUCCACCACCACCACCUCCACCGCCCCUACCCUCGUCAGCACACAAAGAAUCACAAUCGUCCGCCUCGUCCGGUGUGUCUCCAUCCGUUUCAUCCACCACAUCCACCACUGGUCAUCCCACAGCAUCCAUUUCUCCAUCACCCUCGUCGGCCAAACCGGCCACCACACAGAGACCCGCUGCUCAGGCCCUGGGAUCACUUUACAUACCGCCGAUACACGAGGUGUUUGCCAAUAGUAAGCAAAGUCUCUUAACUCAAGCGAGUCCACCAUGGAUGUCAUCGCGGCACAAUAGCCUCAAGGAGCAGCCCGAAUGGGUGCACAAGGACGAGCUAGAUUCGGCCGCGGCUAGCAGUAACGGUAGCGCCGGCAGUAACGCACAGCCACAGUCAAACGAACGACAGUCACCGCAGUCACAGCUGCAAGAGCAGUACAAACCACAAACAUCAGUGUCGCCGAGGGCGCCCAGCGCCCCGAGGGAGAGUGUUCCAUCCACUACUAAAUCCGUUGAUUCUAUCGUCACAGCACCGACCCCUGUGUCGGCUAGACCGUCUCCGUCCGGGCCGUCGCAACAGCUCACACAGACCAACAUCAGACCAGCGGCGGCCGAUGUGUCCAUCCCGGUCCACCAACAGUCUACUCCGGUACAGUCGGCUCAGCAUUACGCCCAGCAGGGACAGCAAGCGGCCCGCUCGACUGGGCCCCCGGUGGCCGCAGUGUCGCAGUCCACGGUUACGAUGCCCGUAAACCGUGGCUAUCCACAACAAGCUCCAGUGUACGCACAGGCGCAACCUGUGUACUCGACUCAGUCGCCGGCAGGACCACAGAAGGAACGUAUUAUACCGAUACAGAUUGAAAAGUCUCCGGUGCAGGCACCAGCUGCGGCCCCAAGCUUUGCCCCACCGCCCUACUACAGCCCCAACGCACAGUACGGUCCGGCCAGUGCCAGCAGCAGUAUGCAAUCGCCGCUCCCGGUUGGAUUUGCGACACCGCACAGUGGAUUCACGACACCGACGGCCAUGUUUACCAACCCGAACCAUUUCGUGAACCAAGGCUACAACAACAUCAGCUACCCACCGACACCGACCGGGCAACCGCAGCCCCAUCCGCUGUACCAACAUCAUCAGCACUAUGUGCCACCGCAGACGCCGCCCGUGCUCCACCACCCGAUGCAUCCGCCUCAGCCGCAGCCUCAGCAGCAGCAGCGCCCGCCGACCCAGCAGCAAUCAAAUGUGACCAACGUGCGCAUCGUACCGAUCAAGGUGGAGGGAGGCGAGCACACUGUCCGUGGACCACUGUCCAACACUCCGGCCAUCAUUCAGAGUGGUGAUCGUAGCUACGUCAUACACGAUAUCCCGCUAGAAGCUAAGCUUCGCUUUCUUAAAAAUAGACUCAGCGAUCCUCGAAGCAGCAGCAACGCUCAGUCAUGGAAUGGCAACAGCGCACCGAACCAGUCCCGUUCGUUCCGCGUGCUGCAGCAAAUCACGGACACGCUGGAUGAGGCGGAGGCCGAAAAGAAUGGUAAGGAUCAGUCCGGCAGCAGUCAGCCUACCGUUGCCGAUCAGACCGAUGGCACCAAACCGCAGCAACAGCAGCAAUCUUACGGACGCUCCGUGGCCGGUCCGACCAAUGCGGCUCAGCAGCAAGAUAUGGCAGAAGGACAGCUGCGUCGAUUACAGCUCAGCAACGAAGAUAAGGCUCUGAUGAAUAGAGUAAAAAAUCAAGUCGACGGAGAAGUUUAUCUCCAUAACGAAGAAGAUCCUCGCUAUCGCGGUGCCGCCAUACCGUCCAAAGCGUUCAGGUAUCUGCAGAACAUGACCGACAGCGGUCAAGCUGCGAACCAAAGCAACAACGGCUCUGGAAAUCGUACCCAGCAAAUGUUCAACCGAGGAAACUACAACGACUCAGAUGCAGAUACACAGCAGCAGUAUGUGCCACCGAGCGAACAAAAGGUGGAAGAACCAAAGAAGUACACCGGCGGUUCCAUCCCGAGCCGUUCGUUCAAGAUGCUUCAGGCAAUGACGGACGCACCAGCCGAUCCAAAUUCCUCCGACAGUGAGGGUCCUAGUGUGAAGCUGCCUCACGGCAGCGGCACAGACAUUCGAUAUUCCCCAUAUCCCUAUCCCCCGCAACCCUACUUCUGUUGUCCUAAUCCUAAUUGGCACUAUUACGAUCCCACCACUAACCCUCAGUACUAUCCACCCCAUCAUCCACCACCACCCCACGCUCCCGGUUACUACUAUCCGCCGAUACCGCCGCCACCGCCCGGUCACUACGAUCGGGGCGGCGGAUAUUACGGCGGGUUUAUGUCUCCGCAUCACUUUUACUAUGCACAGGAGCCGUGUUCUCCGUGCACACCGCCUCCGUACUAUCAGCUAAGCCAACCGCAGACUGCCUACUGCGAGGCAAUCCCGAGCGAGGCGAUCCACUCGUACGUGAUCACGACGCCUCCUCCGCGUAUCGUCGUUACACCGACACCGGACGAUUCGUGCUCCGACAGUGAGCUACAGGCGAUCAAAGAACAGUUGGGCGAGCUGCGCGAUGUGCCCGGUGAGUUUGCCGGGGUUGAACCGGCCGACUACGGUGGUCCAAUCCCUUUGACACGCUCGCAGUCUAGCCUGAAGCGGCUGUCGGAGCGCUUGACUAAUUUUAACAACGGGUUCGGCGAGCCAGAUGGCAUGACCAAAUCCCCCGUGCGUUGCUCGCCAUGCUCGCCACUGAACGAGCGGUAUCGUACGUACGAGGAAAGUACCUCUUCCGUGCCUUCGUCUCAGUCUGAGGCUUCAGACUCGGAAGACGAAGGUACGACCAAGCCCAAGCUGGCGAGCAGGGCUCAGCAGGCGCAAAGCAAUGGCCAUGCGAAGGAUGUCGAAGCGGUCCGUGUCAACGGGGCUUUGUCCAAGGAAAAAUCUCCCCAAAAGGAGAAAGACAAUGAUGAUGAGGAAAAAGAAGAUGAGGAUGAGGAGGAGGAGGAGGAGGAGGAGGAGGAGGAUGAAGAAGAAAGUGAGGACGAAGAAACGGUAGAGUACGGUGCGAAGGACAUACCACCGGUUGAUGAACAUUUGCCCCAUCAGCUGAGCGUGAUCUUCGAGGAGGAAAGUAUGUACGGACAGUCGACCGUAGCGAGCAGACGGACAAGCGUUUGCAGCAACAGUUCCACGCUGAGUGACUGCUCAUCGACGCUGGCCAAUGAUCUUGAUGACGAGAAGGACGAGGAUGGUCAACCGAGCGGCAAUCGUACCGACGAUGAUAUUGACCGUCUCGAUGAGACAGAUAUGGAAAAGUCCCUGGUUUCGGUGCGUCUUCCACUGAAGCUCUCGUUCAGUAAAUCUCCCAACAAUGAGGACAUUGCAACGCUGGUCGUUGGAGAAAGCGAAAUUACGGGAUCGAAGGAAAAGUUGACUGGUGGAAGUCGGACUGAUCAGGCGCGUGACGAAGAUAGCGGCGAUGAGAGUGACACCGAGGAAGAGGACGAGUCGGAGGAAGAAAGUGAGAGCAGCUCGGGCGAGGAAACUGACACUGACGGAGAGGAGAAGAAGCCGGAAGCGACCAGUGUCGUCGAAAAUCAGUCAAACGAUGCAGAUACUGAUGUUACCGUAACGAUCACUAUUCCAUCGCUGUCGAGUAAGGUUAAACCGAACGAGCGGGAAAGUUUGAGUCGUCCUGAAACGGUGAAGCAUGAGGCACCGGCCAAAGCUCCAUUUAAAAUCGACUAUGAAGAAGCUUCGGAGGUGUCGGUGUCUGUUUCGUUGCCGCUUAAGCCAAAGGGCAGUUCUUCUAGCGAUAUUACGAAACAAUCGGAACAGGAAGCGUCCGCUGACACGAAAUCCCAGAAAGAAGAUCAUGGUAAUGACGCCGGUGGAGAAGAAGAGGAAGAGGUGGACUUUUGGAGUCAGAUUGGAGAUGAAGACGAUUACCAGCGACCUGUCCGUUCCUACUCACGCGACAUGUGGAGCAGUCGGGAGUUUAGCGUUGAUCGGCAGAGUGUGUGGAGUCAGGACGCGGAAGAAGAUGAGGAAGCAAGCACUACCGGUACGACCGACUUCUGGAGCGCCGAAAAUGGUCCCACAGAAGCGUCCGAUCUGUGGAACUUUGGAAAACGAAAUUCGCCACUUCCAGCGAGUAGUGAUAAGGACAAAACGGGACAAGAAGAUAGUAAGGACUCGCUGGAAUACUGGCAGAAGGAAAACGAACGACUUGUGAAGGAUCUGUACGAACGCAGAGCCAGCGGGAUCGGUUGUCAGGGAGUUUCGGCGAGCAGUAUCGUAAAGGAUGAAAAUAAUAACAAAACGUGUGUGACAAAGGACACGGUGGGUGGUGUGCAACCGGAACCGCAAAGCGAUCGUAAGACUGAAGAUCACAGUGAGGAAGAGGCAGAAGAUGGUUCGGAUUCCGAGAGUGAUAAUGAUAGUGAAGAGUAUGAAACGUCCAACACGUCCAAGGAAGAUUCAGAAGCAGAACAGGACGUUGGUGAGCCUUUAUCGAAGCAGGUGGAAAGUAAUGAUCCGUUGAAAAAACCGAAAGAUGACUCGAUAAUGCAGUCUGCGAACGGAAUUGCUGAUAUUAAAGCCGUCAGCAUGACGCAGGAGGAGACAAAUGUUCUCGACAAAAUGGAACGAGAUAAGAAGUUAACCGUUAAGGAACGGAUAUCCUUGUUCGAGACGCAGGCUGUAAGUGUUCCUACCCUAGAGGUGACACCGAAUUCUCGCGGCACUGUCACCCCUACGAUGGGCAACCGUUUGAGGCCUCUAUCGCGCCAGCGGCAGCUCUGCGAAGAGUCCGAAGCGGAGGACGAUUCCGGCGUUACGUCGGACAUGAGCAAACACAUCUCAGAGGUGGAGACGGACUCCGAAUGCUUCCCGGAGAUGCGCAAGAUGACACGGUAUCAACGUGCGGCCACACAUUCCAGGUUAUUUAAGCUUUUGCAGGACGAAAGUAACAACGGUGAUAGCGAGGACGAAGAGGAAGCUAGUGAAGAUAAUAGUAAGGAGCAGGAGCAGAACCGAAGCAGCAUCAAGCACGAGGCAGCAGCGCGCGAGGAAUCUACGAUACGUACGAAGGUGGCCACCGGCACGAUCGUGAAUGGUGGCAGCAGUCGCAAGACACCGGAAGAGUCCAACGGGACGGAGGGAAGGCGCGAUCGAUUAACGCUCCCGAUCAGCCAUCAAUCGUCGUCGGGCAACGACAGCCUGUCCUCGUCCACCUCCUCAGCGUCUCCUGUAUCAGGAACUCUGCAGAACGAAAAACUUGCCGAAGAGCUAGUACAAAGUUUGUUGAUGAAGAAGAAGGGCCGCCUGUUCCGGAAUCUGCCACUGGAGAAGCUGCACGCCGCGGCGCUGAAGAUUUUGCAGGAAGACCUGGAAUCGAACGGCACGAUCAGCUCGACGGAGGACAACAUGGCAACGGUCGAUUCGACGCCGGCGUUAACACCGCAAGAGUUUAAAAGCGAGUAUCCGACCUCGUACGCCGAUUACUACGACACGUGGUGCAGUGAUACCGUGCAGCCGAACGGUUGCUACUCGGACACCGGGUCCGACUGUGGGAUGGUGAAGAUGUUCCGCACAGUGCCGGAACAUCAGCUAGCGCUCGCCAAGAAAGAUUCGCGCAUGAACGCCGGCAACGGCCAUUGGUCACCGCGCUGUCCACGGGUAUUUAGUAACAAGAACGUUCCCCGGCUGAUGGGCGUCCGGGAAGCGGAACUGGUGGAACCGCGAGGCUCACGGCCACCGUCCCGUGCAUCCAGCAAUCGAUCACCGUUCACCGUGAUUCCGCCGGCUACUGGGUUGCUUACCGGUGGCAGUCCUAUGGACGACUGUCCGAACCGUGCCACCGUGAACCGUCAGUUCAAACUGCAGUAAUAGCUGGUCCAGUCUAGUGGGGAAGGUCUUACACACUGCCAAUAUGAACGUCACACUGCCGGCAAACAGUGCCACUAUAGGAACGAAAGAUAGUGCGUGUGUCUUUCGGGAGCGCACGGGACAGAAAAUGAAGGAAAUGAACUGAAUUGUAUCCGAUCGACGCAAACCCUGCUGACGAUCGAUGUUGUACUAUUAUGACAUCCCACAGUUUGUGCGGAAUGUUUGAGGACGCAUUUAGCAGCGGCCCUACAACUGUGUACAUGAUUCUCUGUAUAUAUAGGCAAUAUUUGAAUGUGAAGAUAAGCUAAGCUGGAGCUGUGGUUCCUCGGAAUACUGCCAACGGGGAAAAAGGUUGUAGCCGAUACGGUCCCACUCACACAACACCUAACCCCUUGAUCUUCCCCCUUCACUAUCCUCGCAAUACACAAUGUUCGAUCCCGUAUAUCCACGUUCCCUAGCAUGUGCACCUUGCCUUGUGUUUGUGCUAGUAGGUCCCCAGUUUGCCUCAUUGCUGGACGCGUAAGCCCUGCGAGUAUUGGUUUACCCUUUUCCGCUACGACCGGGACACCCGCCCACCUACCAAUGACGCUCCAUAACGAAAUGUUCAUCAUGUUCAAAUGCCCGUUCAAAAGAUCGUCCAUCAGCCGUUCCGUUAACUGAACUAAAACAGCACAGAAAAAGCCUCUUCAAAAACCAAAAAAAAAAAUCAAAAUCAGAAAAAUCAAAUCCAAAAUCUUUCCCAUCAAGAUUUGCGAGAAACAGACCAACGUAGUGAAGCGAAGAAAAAACAAUGACGUGUUUGAAAUCUGCACACAUAUACACACGCACACACAUAUAAAUACUACCAUCCCGUGAUCGAUCCGAUCCUACGAACCAGGGAGAAACUGUUGUGCUGUCCGUGAUGCUGUUCUCAUAGCGCUAAUCCCAUGUUAAUCCUGUACAAAUCCAUCUUACCAUACUGUUGCGCCAAUGUUUCUUUACCACCAACAACAAACAAAUAGACACACGAUCAACGAGCAAAGUGGUGUGAGCGAAGUAGGCGUAAAAAAAUGGCGCGUCAGAACUAGUGUGAGUGUCCCGGUGAAACUGAUUUCUAAAAUAACGCACAACAGGACUAACACACAAUUAGAGAAGCAAAGCAAAAACGCACUAGCACUAGAAUAUAGCGAUAUCAUAGCUAUUGGAACCUUCUCUUCUUGUUUUAGUGAAUAUUUGUUUUUCAAUGCAGUUUGUCGUUUUUUAACACUUGUAUAAUACUGUCGAUGGUCUUUGUCUCACAUGCAGAUACUUCUUUUUGUAACCUACUUUUGAAGUGGUUAUUUUUUUUAAAUGAUUAAAAAUCUCUUUCUCCGUUUAAAUUCUUUUUCUCAAAUUUGUUUUCCUUAUCAAACUAUCUUGAAGUAAUCUACAGUAAUAGCAAGAAUGUUUACAAAGCAUUUUCUAACCCUAUGCUCAUAAGCUGACGUACGUAUAGGGUGUUUGUUUAAGCAGUUUAAAACCAGUGAAACCAUGUCUUAUUAAAUCAGUUGAAAGUCUAACAUGCAAUGUUAAUCAGUGUGCGUGUGUACUAAGCCCAUCAGCUAGUGUGCUUCCGUGGCCCUGAGUAUCAUCAUAUCUUAGCAUUGUGCUUUGAGCAUGAGUUGUUCGUGUUAGAGCUACAUCAUAUUUUAGAUUUUGUUCCGUUUCAUUUCAAAAUGUACUCUACUUGUGCCAAGAUAGCCAAGUGUAGUGUAGGAAUCUAUCUAUUGGCAAACUAUACCUUUUAAUCCGUUUUUGUUGUUAUUAGUUGUAACCGUAAUCCUGUUUCUCGCGUUAUCUUGAACUUAAUAUUUGGUUUGUGAUUGAUUACUUGAGGUGUGGCUUUACAAGUUUUUGUUCUACAGCGAAAUCUACACGAAACAACACAAGGAUUGAUUGAGUCGAUGAAUUAGAGAGCGUCUGCGAACCAACAACAAUAGUGAGGCGAACGUUUAUUAGGCGAAAGUAUGAUUCAAAAUCAAAACUAAACCAUUCUCCAAGGAUAAUCGAACGAAUGAGCAAACGGAUCGAAACCACAGUCUAAAGUCCCCGCUAAUAUUAAUCUGAUGAAAAAAAAAACGAAUGAACAAAGCACAAACAAGAAUGCAAUCAAUCAAGCUUACGAGUUAUGAAAUGUUGAAUCCGAGAUAGGUAACCACCAACUUGCUAAUUGGUGAAACUCUUAAAAAGUAUGGUUUUGUUUAUCAACGCGUGCACUAUAAGUAAGAGCAUUGCUUAUGAUCUGUAAACAAGCACUUAAUAUGGUUUUAUUUUCGCUAUUGAACAAUAAAGAAGAUAUAAUGUUAUUAACGA